Molecule: messenger RNA, 2454 nt
Organism: Rotaria sordida
Lineage: Eukaryota; Metazoa; Rotifera; Eurotatoria; Philodinida; Philodinidae
Source: the annotation of a GenBank genome assembly
AUGCAUGAUUCCGAAACUGAUCUGAAAAAAGAUGAUCUUAUUGGUGAUAUUUGUUUUUCUAAUGUUCAUUUUUCUUAUCCAUCACGGCCGGACGUUAAAAUUCUCAAUGGUAUUUCAUUUGAUGUUAAACGUGGCCAAACAAUUGCUCUUGUUGGAUCAUCUGGUUCGGGAAAAUCAACAUGUGUACAAUUAUUACAACGCUUCUAUGAUUUUGAUUCAGGUUCAAUCUUUGUUGAUGAUCAUCAAAUCGCUGAAUAUAAUGUGAAGUGGUUAAGACAACAUAUUGGUGUUGUUAGUCAAGAACCAGUUUUAUUUCAAACAACUAUUCGAGAAAAUAUUUUAUUUGGAAAAGAUGAUGCAACUAAUGAUGAAAUUGAAAAAGCAGCGAAAAUAGCUAAUGCACAUAAUUUUAUCAUGGCUUUACCUGAUAAAUAUGAUACUCAAGUAGGUGAACGUGGAGCGACACUCUCAGGUGGAGAAAAACAAAGAAUUGCCAUUGCUCGAGCAUUAAUUCGAAAUCCAAAGAUUUUACUACUUGAUGAAGCAACUAGUGCACUUGAUAAUAAAAGUGAAAAAAUUGUUCAAGAUGCUUUAGAUCGUGCUGCUGAAGGUCGUACAACAUUAGUAAUUGCACAUCGUCUAUCGACAAUUCGUAAUGCUAAUAAAAUCAUUGUAAUACAAAACGGUGAAGUGGUUGAAGAAGGUGAUCAUGAAUUAUUGAUGCGCGCUCGCGGAACUUAUUUUGCUCUUGUUGAACAACAAAAUUUACGUAAAGCUGAAGAAAAAGAACAGUUAACAAUUUUUGAGAAGCAAGAAAGUAUUGGAUCAAUUGGAGUUCAUCAAACUGAAGAAAUUCAAUCGAGUUUCACAAGAGAACAUAGUUCCAUUAUUGCUAAUUCACCAUUAUCAAUUAUAAAUACUCUAUAUGGUAAAGUAAAUAAUUCAAUAACAGAUGAAGAUGCAAAUAUAGAAGAAGAUAUUGAAAUAAAAAAGAAAAAAGUUUUUUUAUUUGCUUGUUCGAGUGAAGCUCUAACGAAAAGAUUACGUUCUAAAACAUUUCAUGCAAUUCUACGUCAAGAAAUUGCUUAUUUUGACGAUCCAAAUAAUAAUACAGGAGCAUUAUGUACACGUUUAGCAACUGAAGCAUCUGCUGUACAAGGUGCGACUGGUAUUCGUAUUGGACUAAUGUUAAAAAAUUUCGCUUCACUCGGUGUUGGUAUUAUACUUGCUUUUAUGUUUUCUUGGCAAUUGACAUUGCUUAUUCUUGGUUUUAUUCCAUUUUUGGUUGUUGGAAAUGUUGGAAAAGUAACAGUAGAAUCUAUACAAAAUAUACGAACAGUUAUACAAUUAACCAAAGAAGAUUAUUUUUACAAAAAAUAUUGUUUAUUUCUUGAAAUUCCUUAUCGAUCAUCUAUAAAACGAGCAUAUGUCUUUGGCUUAUCCUUUGCAUUAGCAAAUUCAGUUCUAUACUUUAUGUUGGCAGCAUUAUUUAGAUUAGGUGCUUAUUUAUUGAUUAAAAAUACAGUUUCAUUUAAAGAUAUUUUAUCAUGUCUUGGUUGUAUUUUAUUUGGUGCGCAAAGUGUUGGACACACAGUAUCAACGUCUCCGGAUUACACCAAGGCUGUUAAUGCUGCUGAAAAAAUUUUUGAAUUUUUGAAUCGAAAACCAAUUAUGGAUAAUAGUUCACGUGAUGGGGAUGAAAUACCUAAUUUUAAUGGACAGUUAGAAUUUAAUGGUGUCGAUUUCAUCUAUCCAAACAGACCGGAAUCAAUCAUUUUGAGAAAUUUCAAACUCAAAAUUCAAGCUGGUCAACAAGUUGCACUCGUUGGUACAUCUGGUUCUGGAAAGUCAACAGUAAUUCAGUUAAUUGAACGUUUCUACGACGCAAAUAUUGGUCAAUUGUUAAUUGAUUCCAAAGAUAUUCGAAAUCUUAACCUACAAUGGUAUCGAUCACAAAUUGGUAUUGUUUCACAAGAACCUGUUUUAUUUGAUAUGUCAAUAAGAGAAAAUAUUGCUUACGGUAACAAUAGUCGAAAUGAUAUUCCCAUGGAAGAAAUCAUUGAAGCAGCUAAAAAUGCUAAUAUACAUGAUUUUAUUCAAAAACUUCCACAAGGAUAUGAAACUAAUUGUGGUACAAAAGGAACUCAAUUAUCAGGUGGAGAAAAACAACGAAUUGCAAUUGCUCGAGCAUUAAUUCGAAAUCCAAAGAUAUUGUUGUUUGAUGAAGCAACAAGUGCAUUGGAUAGUGAAAAUGAAAAGAUAGUUCAACAAGCAUUAGAUCAUGCUAAAAAAAAUCGAACAUCAAUUACAAUAGCACAUCGUUUAUCAACAAUUCAAAAUGCAGAUAUGAUUUGUGUUUUACAUAAUGGAGACAUAGUUGAAAGUGGAACUCAUCAAGAGUUACUUGCUCUUCAUAGUCAUUAUUAUCAAUUAGCACUUGGAAAACUUAGAUAA